This is a messenger RNA of Hibiscus syriacus, 1839 nucleotides long. RefSeq lists its product as uncharacterized. Lineage: Eukaryota; Viridiplantae; Streptophyta; Magnoliopsida; Malvales; Malvaceae. The transcript has 5 exons. The record is from RefSeq and is a predicted model, not a curated record. Bases 1 to 1839 code for a protein of 612 amino acids.
AUGGCCAGGAAAUUGGAUAGGAUCAUGAUUAAUGCUCAGUGGUUGUUGGAAUUUCCAGAUUCUUUGCAGAAUAUAAGGCUCCUGGUUGUGAGGGAUUCUUGGUUGGGAAAUAGUGGGGGUAAUGCUUUGCAAGUGUUGUUUAGCAAGUUAAAGAGACUGAAACUAGUAUUAAAGGAGUUGAACAAGCAGCAUUAUUCUGACAUUUCUGCUAGGAUUGAAGGGUUGGGGGACCUUCUGAAUUAUUCCUUGCCUGCUGGAGAUGUCAGAGUCCUUGUGGGGGAGAUUACAGACAUGGAAAUUAAAGAAGCCUUGUUCAGACAAGGAAAAGAUAAAAGCCCUGGCCUGAUGGAUAUACCUCCUGGUUUUUCAAGACUGCUUGGGGAAUUGUUGAGGUGCAAGGGGGUUAGGCAAGAUGACCCACUGUCUCCUUACCUUUUUGUUAUGGUUAUGAAUGUGCUUUCCUGUUUGCUAGAUGUUGCAGCUAGAAAUGGAAUUUUCAAAUACCAUCCUAGGUGCAAAAGAAUUUCUCUCACCCAUCUAUGCUUUGCUGAUGAUUUACUGCUGUUUUGUUAUGGAUCUAUGGAUUUUGUGUUGAGUGUUGUAAGUGUCCUAGAUAAAUUUUAUGAGAUGUCUGGACUAAGGUUAAAUGCUUCUAAGACUAAGAUUUAUACUUGCAGAUUGAAUGGUGGUGAUUUAGAGCAGAUUCAGUGUGCAACUGGCUUCCGUAUUAGUCAACUCCCUGUUAGAUAUCUGGGGGUGCCCCUUGUAACUCGUAAGCUCACGGGGAAAGAUUGUAUUGCACUUGUGGUGAGAAUUAAGGAGAAGUUGAGGCAAUGGUCAAGUAGGAAAUUAAGUUUUGGUGGAAGGCUGCAGCUAAUUAAAAUAGUCUUGUUCAGUAUCUUUAGCUACUGGAGCAAGCAACUUGUCCUACCAAAAGGAGUGAUUCGGGACAUUGAAAAGUUGUGCAUGCGUUUCUUUUGGAAAGGUAAUGAUGUCUCAGUUAGGCGGGCUAGGGUUGGUUGGAAUCAAAUCUGUUCACCUAGAUCUGAAGGAGGCUUAGGGCUAUUGAGUCUGGCUGAUUGGAACAAGACAUGCUGUUUGUUGCUAGUUAAGAACAUUCUUGUUGAUGCAGGCUCUUUGUGGAUUGCCUGGAUUAAGGCCUAUUGUUUAAAGCAUGAGGACUAUUGGAGUGUGGGGAAUAAAUCCCAUUUCAGCUGGAUACUUAGGAAAUUGAUUAAAUUGCGUGAAGAGGUCAUGGUUAUGUUCCCAGAUCCUGUAAGCUGGACACAGGUCAGGGGUCGAUGGGAGUGGGAUAGAAUCCGGAAGAAAGAAUUGAGUGGAAUGGCAUCGUCUUAUUUGGUUUCCUGCUCAUGUCCCAAAAUUUCUCUGAUCACAUGGAUGGCAAUCCUUGAUAGGCUGCCAACCAAUGACAGACUUGCUCGGUUUGGAGUGGUGACUGACCUUGCUUGUGGGUUGUGUGGGACUGGUUUGGAGUCCAGGAACCAUUUAUUCUUGGAAUGCUCUUACUCGAGAGCAGUCUGGGAUUCUAUUUUGCACGUGUGUAGGCUGCAGCAUCAAGGAUUAAGCUGGGAUGAUCUUAUUUGCUGGAUGACUAGCAAUUGGAAGGGUAAGUCCAUGCUAGUUCACGUUCUGAAACUAGCAUGGAUUGGAUUUGUCUAUUUCAUUUGGGAAGAACGCAACUAUCGUGUUUUUAGGGGAUUGUCGCGUUCGACAGAUGCUAUUACUGGUUCUUUGAAUUUUGAUAAAGUAUCGUCAUUGUUAUAUGAUUAUUACCCUCCUAAUAUUGUCUUUGCGAUGACUUGCAGACUGGUUCUUUGA